AUGAGUUCUGGAAUUCUCAAGACUGACAAUGAGCGCAUUGUCGACGCGAAUGGCGACGCCGUUCUACUGCGCGGUACUGCGCUAGGUGGAUGGAUGCUCAUGGAGAAUUUCAUGAACGGUUUCCCCGGGCGCGAACAUCAGAUCCGAGCCGCCCUUCUCAAGGUCCUUGGGCAAGAAAAACACGACUUCUUUUUCGACAAGUUCCUCGAAUACUUUUUCACCGACAAAGAUGCCGAGUUCCUUGCUUCCCUCAAGUUUAACUGCUUGCGUCUAUGUCUGAACUACAGACAUUUCGAAGAUGACAUGAACCCUUUUGUCAUCAAGGAAGAGGGCUUCAAGCAUGUUGAUAGAGUCAUCAACCUCUGCGCCAAAUACGGCAUCUACACCAUUCUCGAUCUCCACGCGCUUCCUGGUGGCCAAAACCAGGACUGGCACUCCGACAACCCGACCGGAUACGCUGCUUUUUGGGACCACAAGCACUUCCAAGACCGAGCCAUCAACCUUUGGGAGCACAUUGCACGACGGUACAAAGGCAACCCUUGGGUCGCUGGUUACAACCCCAUGAAUGAGCCUGCCGAUUCUGAAUGGACGCGUCUACUCGCGUUCUAUGAUCGUAUCGUGCCAGCUAUCCGGGCCAUUGAUCCAGACCACAUUCUGUUCUUGGAGGGCAACACCUUCAGUAUGGACUUUACUGGAUUCGACAAAGUUUGGGAAAACUCCGUAUACGCGAUCCACGAUUACUGCGGUUUCGGGUUCCCCAACCGCAUCGGCCGAUUCCAGGGUACACAAGAACAGGAAAGCUACAUUCGAAGGAUGUACGACAGAAAGGUCGAAUUUAUGAAGAAGCACAACGUGCCCAUCUGGAAUGGUGAAUUCGGACCUAUCUACGAACGAAAAGAAUACAAUCCAGAUUGGGAAGUACAAAACGAAGAACGAUAUAAUAUGCUUGAUCGUCAAAUGGCUAUCUACACUUCAGAAAGCAUCGCUUGGUCGAUUUGGUCAUACAAAGACGUCAACGUCAUGGGAAUGACCUACGUUUCCCCAGACUCCCCAUGGCUGAAACUACUCGGACCAAUGAUCAAGAAGAAGCGCGAUCUUGCCGUCGACUCCUGGGCUUAUGACGACGCACACCUUCAAGAUGGUCUCUUCGGUCCCUUGCACAAGUGGUUCGAGGACAACGUCCCAGCGCAAUAUUCCAAGAAGUACCCUUGGCAAUGGCGCAUGCACAUGCAUGUAUUCCGUGGCAUUCGUGGAAUCACCCUUGCCGAGUACAUGAUCCCUGAGUGGGCAGAUUACUUUAAGGAUAAGUCGUUUGAAGAGCUGGAUGAGCUCGCAGCAAGCUGGAAGUAUGAGAACUGCAUACAGAGGGGCAGACUGAAUGAGAUACUGGAGCUCUAUGCACCUAUGAAAGCUGGCGAUGAACGCUUGGAAGGCAAGGUCAUUGAGUCGGAGCAGGACUCAGGCGACGGUGCGAUCUCUAAAGAGCAAUCUGUUUCGGGAGUUGGUAUUUUUGAGCUAUCGCCUGAAGAAAAGGCAAAGGCUGAGCUUAAGAAGCAGCAGCAGCAGGCUCAACCUGUACCUGUUGCAGCAUAA
This is a messenger RNA of Fusarium pseudograminearum CS3096, 1593 nucleotides long. RefSeq lists its product as uncharacterized. Gene Ontology annotation, cellular component: extracellular region; cell surface. The transcript is spliced from 6 exons. Gene Ontology annotation, molecular function: beta-glucosidase activity. The record is from RefSeq and is a predicted model, not a curated record. NCBI's taxonomy places the organism in Eukaryota, Fungi, Ascomycota, Sordariomycetes, Hypocreales, Nectriaceae. Gene Ontology annotation, biological process: glucan catabolic process. The coding region runs from base 1 to 1593 and encodes 530 amino acids.